AUGGCAGCGAAGGGGGAGGGUUUGAACGUUGCACGUGCGGUUACGGAGGGGGGAGCGGAAGGGCGGGCGGAAGGGGGGGCGGAAGGGGGGGCGGAAGGGGGGCCGAAAGGGGAGCGCGUUAAUGAGGCGGGUGCCCAGCGGGAGGGGAAUGGCGGAGGCGGAGCGCCGGGGGGAGGGGGGAGUAGUGGGGAUGCGCGCAGCGGAGAAGGAGGAGAGGUAGUGGGGGAAAUUGAGCGGCGGCGGGUUGAGGGUUUGGGGGGUGAGGGGAAGAAGGAAGAGGAGGUAUUGGCGGAGGUGAGAAGGCGGAUUUUGUUCCGCAAAGGGGGAAAGGCGGAAGCAUUUGCGCGGACAGGGGGAGGAGCUGGGGAGGAUACGGGGAACGGAAAAGGAGGGGAUCAGGUGGGGGAGGGCGGAUCUGGGGAAGCGGGAAGAUUAAGCGGAGAGGUGCUGUUGCAGCGCGGCAAGUGGUGGGGCAGCACGGGCAUUGUCCGGCAGCAACGGCUCUUCUUGCAUGCUGAAGAGGCAGUGUUCCUGAUGGAGAAAGGCUCUCUGCUUCUCCUCUCCCCAUCCGGCUGCCCCGUCCCCAUCCAAACCCUCUACCACGCCCUGCACUCUCCUGCCCUCGGCUGUGAGCUCUUUCCCUCUCGCACGGUGGGCUUUCUCUCCCUCAAGGUGAGCAUUCCAGAGGAGGGGCUAAAGCCCAUCACUCUCCCGUUCCCUCUCUCCCUCUUUCUCCCCCUCCUCCUCCCCUCUUCCCCCCCUGUCCACCUCUUCCCUUCUCCCCAUCGGCACUCGUAUGCCAUAUAUCUGCCAUAG
Closterium sp. NIES-65 is the source of this 816-nucleotide messenger RNA. The record is from the annotation of a GenBank genome assembly. Lineage: Eukaryota; Viridiplantae; Streptophyta; Zygnematophyceae; Desmidiales; Closteriaceae.